GUGGGCUCGGAGUUGGACAGGACGGGACAAUUCUCUGGUCCGCAAUAUUAAAUAAAUGCUGCUCUGUGGGUGAACGCAGACGACGCCAGAUUUUUUAUUGGAUGGGUGACAGAGAUGGCAGCAUCUGCUGUCGCACCUGAUGACAUGACGCUGUUGGUAUUUCCCAUGACAACCGCCUGUCGGAUCUAGUGAAUAUACAGGAGUCACCAUGCCUAUAACACUGCUGUGGGCUGUGGAUGUGUAUGGCAGAGUGUACAGCCUCUCCACAGCCGGGCAGCGCUGGGUCCGCGCUGAUGACAUGCUGCUGGAGCUGAAGCGCGUCACUGCAAGCAAGGAGCGCUGCUGGGGCAUCGGCUGUGAUCACCACAUCUAUCUGAACAUAAUGCCCAGUGAGACUUCCAUCCGCUACCGGGAGGAGACCUAUGAGAACCAGCGGUGGAACCCAGUGGAUGGUUUCACUGACGUGCUGCUUCCCACCGACCGCUGGCCCUGGAGCGAUGUCACAGGGAUGAACCCGCAGCCGCUCAACAGCUUCCAGCUGCCGUCUCGAAGCUGGGAGUGGGAAGGCGACUGGUAUGUGGAUCAGAGCUGUGGAGAACCUGGUCAGACAGGGGGCUGGGAGUAUGCAGUCGACUUCCCAGCAAACUUCUCACCAGACAAGAAGUGGAACUCCUGUGUCCGUCGUAGACGAUGGAUCCGUUACAGAAGAUACACAGCACAAGGAACUUGGGCAAAGAUCCCGCUGGAUAAUCCCAGGAAGCCCCCCCUGCCGCUCUGUGACAUCAGCUGUGGUGGCUGGGAGAUGAGCGACCAAUCAGGGAGGUAUCCAUACCUCUGGGGUGUGACCCAGCAGGGGCAGGUUUGGUUCAGGGAGGGGAUCCAUCCCCGUGUGCCAGAGGGCACCAGCUGGGAGGAGGUGGAAGUACCCAAAGAGGUGGCACAGUUAUCAGCCGGCCCCGGGGAUCUACUGUGGGCUUUACUGUGGGAUGGAAACCUGCUGGUUCGUACAGGCCUCAGUCUGGACAGCCCAACAGGUACCUCUUGGUUGGAGGUAGACUCACCCUCAAAGGAGGUGGAAGCUCUUCAUGUGGCAGUUGGAGUCAGUGUUGUGUGGGUGGUAACAAAAGACUAUAAGGUGUGGUUCAGGCGCGGCGUAAACUCCCACAACCCCUGUGGGUCUGGCUGGAUCAGUAUCGGGGGGGAGAUGAUGAUGGUGGAUGUGGGACUCAAUGAUCAGGUGUGGGCCGUUGGUGAGGAUCGCGGGGUGUAUUUUAGGAUGGGUGUGACGCAGUCUGAGCCAAGUGGAAAUGGCUGGAUCCCUGUUUCAGCCCAGUGGGGGAGCAAUAAAGACCUUAUUCCACCCAGGGAUGAGUGUGAAAUAAGUGGCCAGCUGACUGAGGCCUCACAAGGCUCUGCCCUAAGUGGAACAGAUUCAGACUCGGAGUUGGGUCCUACUAAUUCAGAGCACAGUGCUACUCCUAUACUGGAGGCAGCAGCUCCCUCUAUUGUUCCUUUGGGGGGAACCGAGUCAUCUGCUCCUCCUCAGGAGCUGAAAGAAGCCUCCUCGAACCCUCAACAAGAUGCUCCGAAAGCCUUCAUCCCAGCCAGCGACAGCUUCAUCAACAGCUUGGUCUCUGACCGAGACAGAACAUCCACUAUGCAGCCAUCCAUCACAGAGAUGUUGCAGGAAGAGAGUGUGGAACAGCCGCCAGCUCCGCUCCUCCCCACCCUUCCAACCAGAGGGCACGAUGUCCCCUUUAUGAACGUGGAUCUAGAAGGGGCAGAAGCAGCUCGGGGUGCACAGACAGCAGGGCGUCUGCUGAACGAUGUCCUUGGAAGUCUGGAGAACUCGCAGGGCAUCGGGGAGGAGGACGGACCAGUGUGGACAUGGGUUUCUGGUGGAGGAUGUGAUGUGGAUGCAAGUUCACACAUCAGCUGGCUCAGUCCUACAGGUCCUCUCUCCAGUUCCCUGUCUCUGACUCCGGUCCAAUCAGCAGCCUGGAGCGAGCAGCCCCAGCAACAGGAACAUCAAGAGAUCACCAGGAAACCUUUGGAGAGGAGCAAUUCUGUGUGGGUGCGUAAAGGUGCGUUGCGCUGGUGGAGAGACUGGAAGCCGCAGCGCUGGGUGGAUGUAGGCGUUGCUCUUGAGCAAUCCACCAGGUUGGAUGGGAGGAAGGACAGCAUCUUCUUUGUCUAUUACACUCAAUAUGAUGAGAAAAAGCACCUUCAGGUGUUCAUAAAUGAAGUGACGGCGCUGGUACCGGUUCUGCAGGAUUGCCACUACACUUUUGCAGUUUACACAGCUGAAAGAACCAAACAAAGAUGGCCGCUGGUCUUGGCAGCACCAUCAGAGAAGGAAAUGAAUGACUGGCUUGAACUGUUGUCAGAGUGUUGCUGCAAGUGCAGAGGUAUUGCUGGGGCUCCAUCCACGCAGGCGCUGUGGUCCAUCACCUCCAAGGGAGACAUCAUGGUGCAUGAGCCGUCCCUGUCCCUGGAGGCUUCGGCUCACGCUAUGGCCUGCGACCUAAUGUUUUGGCGGCAGAUCCCGGGCCACUUGCGCUGCAUAGAGUCGAACAGUCUGGGGCUGGUGUGGGGCAUCGGGUGGGAUGGCACUGCUUGGGUCUACAGCGGGAGCUUUGGACAGGAGUCCAGUCAGGUCAACCAUGAGAUGAACUUGCAGACUGAUGUCAGGAGUAUACAUGUGUAUGAGAAUCAGCGUUGGAACCCAAUGACUGGUUAUACUGACAAAGGACUUCCUACCGAUCGCCCCAUGUGGAGUGAUGAGACCGGGCUGAUGGAGUGCACCAAAGGCAAUACGCACCCCCCCUCCCCUCAGUGGUCCUGGGUGUCAGAGUGGGCUGUGGAUUUUAGUGUUCCUGGAGGAACAGACAAAGAAGGCUGGCAGUACGCUGCAGACUUUCCAACGACAUUUCAUGGCCACAAAACAAUGAAAGACUUUGUGAGGCGCCGAAGAUGGACGAGGAGGUGCAAAAUAACAGUGAGGGGUCCAUGGAAGAUGGUGCCACCGAUCCAUCUAAGCGACAUUUCUCUGAUGCCGUGUCUGGCCCAGAGCAAAAUGGAGCAUGUCCCUGUGUGGGCCCUCAAUGACAAGGGAGAUGUCCUGUGUCGCCUGGGAGUGAGCCCCCAGAACCCUGCGGGUAGCUCCUGGCUCCAUGUUGGCACAGAUCAGCCCUUUAAGUCCAUCUCCAUCGGAGGAGCUAAUCAGGUGUGGGCCAUCACUAGGGAUGGGGCUGUGUUCUACAGAGGAUCUGUGUCUCCACAAAACCCUGCAGGGGAAUGCUGGUACCACAUACCCUCUCCUCCCAGGCAGAACCUCAGACAGCUCUCAGUUGGCCGCACAUCUGUCUUUGCUGUAGAUGAAAGCAGUAAUCUGUGGUACAGACAGGGCCUCACGCCCAGCUAUCCUCAGGGCUCUGCAUGGGAGCUCAUCUCCAACAACGUCAGCAAGGUGUCUGUAGGGCCCCUGGACCAGGUUUGGAUCAUUGCAGACAGAGUUCCAGGAUUUCCUACUGAACCCCCCGGGGCCGUCUGCCACAGGAUGGGUGUUGGACCAAUGCAGCCCAAGGGCCUUUCCUGGGACUAUGGGAUAGGAGGAGGAUGGGAGCACAUCAGUGUGAGAGGAAUCAGCAGAGCCCCUUCGGGUCCCUCACCUUCCUCCUAGCGGCCCCCCGCGCAGCCCGGCCCUCCAACGCCCUGCGACCCAAGUGAACGGGAGUGCUGUGUGUGUGUAGCGUUCCCACUGUCCCUCCUAAGAGCCCCUAGCCCCCUUUGUGCCUGGAGAUGCAGUCGUUUCCUCGGACCUAUAUGGCAUUCCUUUUACGUAAAGGGGAAGCACAACCGUAAAAACUGACUAUUUUAACAAAGUAUUUUGACUGGAUUUGAUCGAUGGAUGAAUGUUACAGCAGGGCUGUUUUGCACAGAUAGAAAACAUCUCAGUAUUCAGUGAGGAUAGAGGAGAGAAAGCAAAAAACUAAGACAAAGUAUGGCUUUCCUAAUGUCCUAUAAUACUUUUUUCACUUUCAAAACAAAAGUAAAUGCAUGUUUGACCUUUGAUCAUGUUUUGACCACUGCAGUGAAGAAAAAGCUUGUAUGGGUAUUUACAUCUUGCUGGGGGAAAAGAGGGAAAGAUUUUAAUUAAGGGCUAUGCUUUGGUAUCUCUGUGAACAGUGUCAUUUAAAUGGACUGGGUUUUAGUUCUUCUCAUUUUUGUUGAUUCACUUAAAGUCAUUCCAAAUACACUGUUAAAAUGGGUUUCUUUCUGUCCUGCCCUUUGCUGUUGCAGUGUUACGACUUGCUUACAGAGCUUUUUUACUAGAGUGAAACAUCUUUGUCUUUUCCACCCGGGGACACCUCAGUCCUUUUUGCAAUAAAUAAAUGUUUCUGUUCAUGCACUCCACCCCCCCUGCAGAGACGGUUGACACCACAGCAGGUGUUGGCAUCAUAACAUGACCAGAUGUGUUAUAAAGAGUAUUGAAAUGUGAAAUAAAGACAAAGUACU
Molecule: messenger RNA, 4518 nt
Organism: Cyprinodon variegatus (sheepshead minnow)
Lineage: Eukaryota; Metazoa; Chordata; Actinopteri; Cyprinodontiformes; Cyprinodontidae
Gene: tecpr1b
Product: tectonin beta-propeller repeat containing 1
Cellular component (GO): membrane
Source: RefSeq, a predicted model, not a curated record